UGUGAACCUUUGCACUAUUCUCAACUCAUGAGUAGGGAGGUGAGAGUGCCUCUGGCUAUGACUUCGUGGAUCUGGGGCCUACUCAACUCAGCCAUCCACAUUGUCCUGGCCACUGACUUGAUCUUCUGUGGACCCAACAAAAUCCAUCACAUCUUCUGUGAUGUCCCACCACUCCUGAAAAUUGCUUGUAGCGACACUUAUGUUAAUGAGAUGGCUCUUCACACAGCAACUGUCUUUGUGGGUCUGAGCCCUUUCCUCCUUGUUGUCAUGUCCUACAUCUACAUCAUAUCUACCAUUCUGAAGAUCCGCUCUAGCACUGGAAGGAGAAAGACCUUCUCCACCUGCGCUGCCCACUUGAUUACGUUCAUUGUCUACUGUGGGAUGGCCAACUUGAAUUACAACCGUCCCAGUGCAGGCUACUCCUUGGGGGUGGACACCCUGGUUUCCACCCUGUAUUGUAUCAUCACCCCCAUGCUGAACCCCCUAAUCUACAGCCUCCGAAACAAGGAGGUCAAAGGGGCCCUACAAAAACUUCUGAGCAUUCAGGAGAAGGAAGAUGCACCACCUGGAAAGCAAUGA
This is a messenger RNA of Pseudonaja textilis, 579 nucleotides long. Lineage: Eukaryota; Metazoa; Chordata; Lepidosauria; Squamata; Elapidae. The record is from RefSeq and is a predicted model, not a curated record.